Triplophysa rosa is the source of this 2884-nucleotide messenger RNA. RefSeq names its product major facilitator superfamily domain containing 6-like (gene mfsd6l). The record is from RefSeq and is a predicted model, not a curated record. Gene Ontology annotation, cellular component: membrane. NCBI's taxonomy places the organism in Eukaryota, Metazoa, Chordata, Actinopteri, Cypriniformes, Nemacheilidae. Gene Ontology annotation, molecular function: transmembrane transporter activity. The transcript has 2 exons.
CGUUUUGGUACAGACGUCUUACAAAGUUUACACGUCGGCCAUUAGCUGUACGUUGAAAAGAAAGUGAACUUGGUAAACUUCACCUGGAUACUUUAUGUAUAUGAAUCGAGGAUAAAGCUCAAAGACAAUCACCUGUCAAGCAAACCAUGUGUUUCUGGAUUCAAGACAUCGCAGGAUUUUAACUCAACUUGACAGUCAUGUUGAAAAAAGGAGCGAUGCAGAAGAACAAGCAGUGGAAUGUGAACGGAGCCAUGCGCCUGGCGGCCGCGUUUCACUUUCUCCAUUCCUGCGGCUCUGGAUGUCUCCUUCCCUUCCUCACCCUCUACUUCCGACACCUGGGACUCACCCCGACCAUGACCGGACUCAUCAUGGCGUCCAAGCACCUGCUCGCCCUGGUGUGGCGACCCAUCUCCAGUGUCCUCGCCAGGCAAUACGACAAGCGGCGGAUGGUCAUAGUGGGAUCUUUAGUCAGUUCAGCAUAGGUGGUGUUAAUUCUGUUGCUCUUCCCAUCUGCAGGACUCAAAGGAGAAAGUGGGCGAUGUAAUGCAAGUCAGCCAAGUGCCAGCCCUACACAAGAUAGAGUUCAAUUCACUACGCUGCAAAUUUCACCCCAGUUCAAUGCGACGGUCUAUUCAGUAGACCGUACAGCUGAUAUGACAGAACAGCCUCGUGAAGAUAGCUCUGAAUAUACUCCAACGCCUGCAAGACCCAACACCACAAGGUCAGUGAGAGGAGUUAGAUCGCUGAAGAGGUCUUCACACAAACAUGAAGAAAAUCCUCGAGCUGAGUUUCUGGGAAGCCUUAAAGUUAUGGAUGUACAACAUCAGAUGUUUUUUCUGGUUCUCAUAGUGAUGGGAUUCUGGGAGUUCGCAGCCGCUCCGUUAGAAUGGACCGCCGAUGAUGGACUUUAUGAAUAUUUGGAUUUCGUUGACGCUACUGACCGCCACAGAGGCGUUAAGGUUUGGAAACAUCUUGGGGCUGCAGUUGGCAGUGCUGGUGUUGGUAUUCUUGUAACUAGUUUAUAUUGUCUCACUGGUACUACGGCAGAGUUUUUUUCAUAUGCUGUACUCAUGUUUCUUACUGUACCUGCAGCUGCCCUUCUGCCACUUUAUCUGCGCAAGCGUGAGCGCCCCACUAGAGGUGGCUUUAAAGCACUGCAAGUGAUUCAUGGAAACUCUCAAGCGCUACUUUGAGCUGUCACCGUCGUCCUCACUGGCAUGACAAGCUCAGCCGUGUCAGACUUCCUCCUGUGGCAAAUGCAGGACCAUGAUGCCAUGGAGUUCCACAUGGGCGUCUCUUUGGCCCUCGCAAACGUAACUCAGGUCGGCUUUACUCCACUAGCAGGGCAUCUCGCACGGUUUCUGAAGUACCACGGGUGGGUACUAGUUCUGGCUGUCUUGAGUCUUUCCCUACAGUGUCUUUAUUAUUCUUUCCUGUGGGGCCCGUGGGCGGUAAUCCCCGUUCAGAUACUCGCUGGCUUCGGCACCGGCGCACUGUGGUGGUCUGUAGCGUCUCAAUGUGAAGACGUUGCCACUCCUGGCACAGAAAAGACAGUCUUAAGGCUGUUUGAGGCCCUGUCACUGGAGCUGGGGGCGGGGCUUGGCAGUCUGACAUCGGGGUUUGUUGUGCAAAAGUUCGGGGUCAAAGUACUCUUUCAAGGUACGGCUGUAAUUCUGGCUUUGUGGAGCGUGGUGGUUCUCACUCUGCUGAAGUGGAAGAUUCCACGGCAGCGCAGGAUAAACUACUCACGACUGCUGGCCGACACGAGCGAGAUGAGCGAAUCCGAGUCGGACCAGGAGAAAGAUUGGCUGGAGACGGCAUUGGAAGGCUCAAGACAGAAUAACAAAUGGACGAUGGACAAGCCUUAAACAACAGACGAGUGUUUGGCUUAGUGUCUCAGGAGUACAUUGGAUGUUUACAGAGUGCGGAUUAAAAAAGAAAAUAAGAGAAAAGACUCCACCGUGUUUUAAUGUAAUGUUGUCGAGGCUGCUCCAGGGGGCGUAUUAUUGUUCUCUCAUAACAUCCAUCAGAGAUGGAGUUAUACCUGUGCAAUUUAAUUUGUGCCUACAGGAAUGCCGAUUGGAUUACUCCAAACUCAUCCAAACUAAAUGACAUCAUACCUGACCAAAUCUCUAUCUCAGAUCAUGUUAUGUUGUGAGAGGAGCAUGUAUCACUCCAAUACAAGUAUACUUGAAAAUCCCAAAAUCUGGAUGAUUUUUUUUGUGUGAAGGCAUGUUUCACAGGACAGCUGUCUCGUUAAACAGUUGGUGACUAAGAAUGAAGUAAUCUGGUGGGUUUGCUAACAGUCAGCAUGUUCUUAUUGUCAAAAAAACGAUCACAUGAGCAAAUAUUGGCUACUUUUUCUUAUAUUUUAAGCUGUAGAGAUAAACCAUUUCUCUGUAACAGGAUCACUUAUGUUUUUACCAAAGAAAAGCUACGUGAUCCCCAAUUUAACCUCAGUUGCCUUUGAGGUUUUUGUAUUUUUUUUGCAAGACUGCAUUAGAACAGGGAAGUUCUUUAUUAAAAUAACAAAUAAUCAUAUUACUCAUAAAAGUUGAAGGCAUUGGAAACAGGUUCUCUGCUUUAUUAGACGUUAAGUUUUUCUACGUGGAAAAAGAUAUUGCAAACUUAUUUUGGGGUACGUUUAACUGUCUUUGUGACCACAACAAAGUUUGCGAGUUGACAAUAAUAAAAAAAAGAGAUACAUGAUUUGGGAAAUACAUGUGUAUUAUUACAAAAUGUUGAUUACGUUUGAUACGUUAAAAUCAAGAACAUAUGUCGAAUGAUUUUUGAAGUCGUGGGUCUAGAUAGUCUUCCACUGAAGUUUUGCCACCAGAAAUGCAUUAAUUAUUUAUGGAAUGUUUUUUUUUUAAUAAAUACUUUU